CCGCUGGCGAGCUCGAGACGCGACGCGAAGGGCACCAACAAACUUCCCUAGAAACAAAACAAAAACGAUAUUGCCCGUCUAGUCCGCUCAAGCAAUGUCGGAACCAAUGCAAGAAGAGCCAAUAGAGAACUGUGAAACCGAAUCUCCUGCCCUGGAUCCACCCAACGAGGCUCCCAACGACAAUCCGGAGGAGGUUCAGAAUAAAGAGACAGCUGAUGAUGGCGCGCUUGGCGACGGGUUGAAGGACAUACCUCUGGAUAAGCUGUUUGAUGAUGAGAUGGAUGUGGAUGAUGCUGGCCCAUUGGGUCCGGAAGAAUAUCGUCAUCUGGCCCAAUACGACGAUCCCUGGUCAGAUUUGAAAGAUCCGCACGUGAUGAUGAAUUUCUAUCGGAGGAUCUUCCCCUGGAAGCAACUCUUUCUCUGGUUAAACCAAGACCAUGUUCCAAAUUAUUUAUUCACCCACCGAGAGUUUGCGAUCACGCUCCAAAACGAUGCAUAUCUGCGCUACAACUCCUAUGCCAACUACGUAGACCUACAGAAGGAUAUCAUCCGACUCAAUCCGACUCGGUUCGAGAUUGGUCCGGCAUAUAGCGCUCCACCGAAAGACAGGAAGACGCUACCGAAAGCCUCCUUCAAGCCGAUCCUCCGCGAACUGGUCUUCGAUAUCGAUUUGACUGAUUAUGAUGACAUCAGACGGUGUUGCUCUGACAAGAAGAUCUGUAUCAAAUGCUGGAAAUUCAUUUCACUCGCCAUCCAAGUCCUCGACUUCACCUUACGUCAAGACUUCGGUUACAAGCAUCUACUCUGGGUCUACUCCGGAAGGCGAGGUGCUCACUGUUGGGUAUCAGAUGAAGAGGCUAUGAGAUUGACGGACGAACAGAGGAAGGCGAUCGUCAGUUAUAUCAAUAUCAUGAAGGGGGGUGGCUCGAAAUUCGGAUUGAAGGUCGAUUUGAAGAGCCCCUUACAUCCGAUGGUCGAAAGAAGCUUAAUGGAACUUACCAACUCCUUCUUGCCAGUAGUUUUACGAGAUCAAGAGGUUUUCAAAGAAGAAGAUAAAUGGAAGUUUUUAUUACGAAUCUGGUCGGACACAGACUUGACCAAGAAGUUCGAACAAGCGUGGUUAUCUGAUCCCGAAAUAACCUCGGAGGAGAAAUGGAAGGCGGUACUGAAUUAUUACAAGCCGUCGGAAAAGGAGAAGACCCCGAAUCAUAGCCAGAAGAAGCUCACAGCGCUUCGGGAUGUGAUCAACAACGUCAUACUUCACUACACCUAUCCGCGAAUCGAUCUAGAGGUCUCCAAACACCUCAACCAUCUCUUGAAAAGUCCCUUCUGCGUGCAUCCGGCCACCGGUAAGGUUUGUGUCCCCCUCGACCCCAAAAACCUCGACACCUUUGACCCCGAUAAAGUCCCCGAUGUUCGUGACCUCCUCCGUGAACUCGACAAACACCCCUCGUCUACCCUCCCCACUCCUGCCAAUCCUUCCGCUUCCGUCGAGCCUCCGGUUGCUUUAAAUUGGCACCAUACCUCCCUUCGUCCUUAUGUCGAAUUUUUUCAGGAACAUGUCAACGGCCUGCUCAAGGACCGAUUACAAAUUAAAAAAGAUCUCCAAACUGAUUCUCUAGAGUUCUAAAAAUAUCUUCCCUUCUGGAUACACCAUGAUCAUAAACCUGUUGCUCUACUGAAAAUUUUCAGGUUUCCUGAUCUAAUACUGGCUCCACUCUUAGUCUUUUUUGUCUCAGGACUUACUCCCAC
Messenger RNA from Puccinia graminis f. sp. tritici CRL 75-36-700-3, 1752 nucleotides. RefSeq lists its product as uncharacterized. The record is from RefSeq and is a predicted model, not a curated record. NCBI's taxonomy places the organism in Eukaryota, Fungi, Basidiomycota, Pucciniomycetes, Pucciniales, Pucciniaceae. The transcript is spliced from 5 exons. Bases 95 to 1630 code for a protein of 511 amino acids. Gene Ontology annotation, cellular component: alpha DNA polymerase:primase complex. Gene Ontology annotation, biological process: DNA replication, synthesis of primer.